This is a messenger RNA of Scheffersomyces amazonensis, 942 nucleotides long. RefSeq lists its product as uncharacterized. Bases 1 to 942 code for a protein of 313 amino acids. Gene Ontology annotation, molecular function: FMN binding. The transcript has a single exon. Lineage: Eukaryota; Fungi; Ascomycota; Pichiomycetes; Serinales; Debaryomycetaceae. The record is from RefSeq and is a predicted model, not a curated record.
AUGGCACCAUGGGUUCCAGUAUUUAGUCAAUCAGUUAUUGCAGAGUUAGCAGCUACUAAUAACUCUCCACCAUUCACAGCAUUCCAACUCUCCACCAUUGAUGGACAUACUGGUUAUCCUCGAAAUAGAACAUUAGUAUAUCGAGGAUUUCUCUUUAAUGAUAAAUCAAAUAGCAUUAUUACUUGUACUACCGAUAAAAGAAUGAGUAAAUAUCAAGAACUUCAACAUAAUGAUAAAUUUGAAUGUGUAUUUUAUUUUGCCAAUAUUAAAAAGCAGUUUAGAUUCAGAGGUCGAGCUAGAUUUAUUGAUGAUGUAUAUCAGCCAAUUAUUGAUUUAUCUAGUAUACAACCAAAAACAUUAUUAGAAAAGGAUCAAAAGAAAUAUGUCAGACGAGAAAGAGAAUAUAAUGAUUCAGAUUAUGAUGAUUUAGAAAGUAUUCAAUCUAAGAAUAUUACAGAUUUAGAUAUUUCUAAUUCAUUGGUAUCAACUCCAACAACCAAUACUCAUAAUACUCAUAAUUAUCAAUUAAAUCCUAUUCAAUCAAGUUUAUUAUCACCAGCAUUGUUACUGAAAAUUAAUGAUUCAAGUCAUGAUUUAUCAUAUAGUACAUUAAAUGAUAUUUCUCAUAUUCAAUAUUAUCCACCAUCAAAGGAAGAAUGGGCGACAGAAAGAGAAAGGCAAUGGAAUGAAUUACUGAAAUCAUUAAAGAAAUCAUUUAGAAAACCUACCCCAUUAAAACCAUUAGAUGAAGAUAAUAUAAAACUUCUUGAUAGAAUUAGUCGAGGUGUUGAUGGUAAGAAAGAAAUUGAUGGAUUUAAGAAUUUUGCUGUAAUUGCAUUAUUUAUUGAUUAUGUAGAUUAUGUUGAAUUAGAUCAUGAUAAGAGAUAUAUUUACGAAAAGGAUUCAUCUCAACAAUGGAGUGAAGAAGAGGUGUGUCCAUAA